Messenger RNA from Drosophila serrata, 810 nucleotides. RefSeq lists its product as uncharacterized. Gene Ontology annotation, molecular function: structural constituent of chitin-based larval cuticle. Gene Ontology annotation, cellular component: chitin-based extracellular matrix. NCBI's taxonomy places the organism in Eukaryota, Metazoa, Arthropoda, Insecta, Diptera, Drosophilidae. Gene Ontology annotation, biological process: chitin-based cuticle development. The record is from RefSeq and is a predicted model, not a curated record.
AUGCGUGCCUUCAUUGUUAUGUGCUUGGUGGCAGUCGCCUGCGCCGAUAAGCUCGGCUACAACUACCAGCCCGUGGGUCACUCCGGCUCCGGCCUGUCCUUCACUCCUGGCGGUGGCUCAAUCGGAGGUGGCUCUCUAGGAGGUGGCUCUCUGGGAGGUGGCUCUCUGGGAGGUGGCUCCAUUGGAGGUGGCUCCAUCGGAGGCGGCUCUAUCGGCGGCAGCAUCGGCAGCGGUGCCGGUCUUGGCAGCCUUGGCAGCCUUGGCGGUGGCAGCGACUCCCUGAGCGCCCCCGUCUCCUACAACGCCCCCGCCCCCGCCGCCGAACUGGAGAAGGAGUUCUUCACCUUCACCGCCAACGAGCAGGACUUCGAUGAGCCCCAGCAGCUGGAGCGCGUCUCCUCCGCCCUGAACAAGGCCCUGCGCGUCGUCUUCAUCAAGGGACCCGAGAACCGUGGCCUGGAGAACGCCGCUCUGGCUCUGGCCAAGCAGGCUGCCCAGCAGGAGACCGCCAUCUAUGUCCUGAACAAGCAGGCUGACAUCGGAGAUCUGGCCAGCAAGUUGAACGCCAUCCGCAGCAACAACAACAACAAGCCCGAGGUCCACUUCGUCAAGUACCGCACCCAGGAGGAUGCUGCCAACGCCCAGCGCGCCAUCCAGUCGCAGUACGACCAGCUGGGAGGCUCCAGCCAGGCCGUCAACGGUGGUGUUGCCCCCGUCCUGAACUUCGCCUCCGCCGGUCCAGUGCGUCAGGCCACCGCCCAGUCGCCCGACAACUCCUACCUGCCCUCCUCCGUCUUCCGUCGCGUCUAA